ACACCUUGUUCUAUCAUCAACCACAUUGUAAAGCUUGGAGAAUCCAUUUCCAGCCAUGGCUCCUCUAACUCCAAGAAUUGUAGUGCCCAUAGAUGUGAAGAAGAGGCCUUGGGACCAAAAACUUCCCCUGCACAACCGCUGGCACCCCGACAUACCUCCCGUCGCUGAUGUCAUCGAGGGGGAGCUCUUCCGUGUCGAGAUGGUCGACUGGACUGGAGGUCGGAUUGGUGAUAACUACUCUGCCGAAGACAUAAAGACCAUCGAUACAACAAUUACUCAUUAUCUCAGUGGCCCUCUGAGAGUUCUCGAUGCAAAAGGGGUGCCUGCGAAGCCGGGUGACCUUCUAGUGGUUGAGAUAUGCAACUUGGGUCCCCUUCCUGGUGAUGAAUGGGGUUAUACUGCCACAUUCGAUAGAGAGAAUGGUGGAGGGUUUUUAACAGAUCACUUUCCUUGUGCUACUAAAGCCAUUUGGUACUUUGAAGGAAUAUAUGCAUACUCUCCUAACAUACCAGGUGUUAGAUUCCCUGGUCUGACUCACCCGGGGAUAGUUGGAACAGCACCUUCCGUAGAACUUCUACAGAUAUGGAAUGAAAGGGAAAAGAAACUGGCAGAAACUGACGUCAGAUUGCUGAAAUUAUGUGAUGUUGUGCACCAAAGACCGCUCGCGAACUUACCGACAGCAAAGAAUUGCCUCCUUGGAAAGAUAAAAGAAGGAACCCCUGAAUGGGGGAAGAUUGCAAAUGAGGCUGCAAGGACGAUUCCUGGAAGGGAAAACGGCGGAAAUUGUGACAUCAAAAAUUUAAGUAGAGGUUCAAAAGUAUAUCUUCCAGUGUUUGUGGAAGGAGCAAAUCUUAGUACUGGCGAUAUGCAUUUUUCCCAAGGAGAUGGUGAAGUCUCAUUCUGUGGAGCAAUAGAAAUGAGUGGAUUCCUAGAACUCAAGUGUGAGAUCAUAAGGGGUGGAAUGAGAGAAUACCUUACACCAAUGGGUCCAACACCUCUCCAUGUAAACCCAAUCUUUGAGAUAGGGCCAGUAGAACCAAGAUUUUCAGAAUGGUUAGUCUUUGAAGGAAUCAGUGUGGAUGAGGCAGGGAGGCAGCACUUCCUUGAUGCAACUGUAGCCUACAAGCAUGCUGUCCUUAACGCCAUCGACUACCUUUCGAGAUUCGGGUACUCCAAAGAACAGGUCUAUUUGCUACUCUCAUGCUGUCCUUGCGAAGGAAGGAUAUCAGGAAUAGUAGACGCUCCGAAUGCUGUGGCAACUCUUGCUAUUCCUACAUCCAUAUUCGACCAGGACAUCAGACCAAAAUCUGGGAAAGUGCCAAGAGGGCCUCAAGUGGUGAAGAGACUCCCAGACGUUCUGAGGUGCACAUACGAUGGAGCUCUGCCUAUAACGCAAAACCCAUGCAUGGAUUCGUGAAUUCUGCCAGGAUUCUGGUGCUUCUUGUUUGCUGGAUUAUAAAUUAUCCUUAAUCAGUGUAUCGACUAUUUUACUUAUCAGGAAUGUUAUAAAUGGUCUUGAAUAUGUUGUCUUAAA
Zingiber officinale is the source of this 1534-nucleotide messenger RNA. Its product is annotated as formamidase-like. Bases 56 to 1417 code for a protein of 453 amino acids. Gene Ontology annotation, molecular function: hydrolase activity, acting on carbon-nitrogen (but not peptide) bonds, in linear amides. NCBI's taxonomy places the organism in Eukaryota, Viridiplantae, Streptophyta, Magnoliopsida, Zingiberales, Zingiberaceae. The transcript has 7 exons. The record is from RefSeq and is a predicted model, not a curated record.